Molecule: messenger RNA, 737 nt
Organism: Drosophila kikkawai
Lineage: Eukaryota; Metazoa; Arthropoda; Insecta; Diptera; Drosophilidae
Source: RefSeq, a predicted model, not a curated record
GUAAAAUAAAUCUAGGAAGCCUUGGAGAAGCGGUCAUUAGGUCAAAUGAAUUACAAAUGUUUAAAAGUUGCAUCUUUCGCCCGAAUCACAAGACAAAUUAAAACGUAUUAAGGUGAAAUGGCGUUCGUUCAACAAUUUCUUGGUUGCAUUGAGCUCAACUAUGCCGUAUACAUAAUUGGCAUCUUUGACAUGAUUUUAAGCCUUCUUUGCGGCUGCUACUUGCCAUGGAUCAGACGGAAGGCUGAAUUGGACUUUUAUUUGGCGACGCCAUAUACAGAGUCUGGUUCCUCCUGGUGGACGACCCCUGAGGAAUUUUACCACAGCAGAUUUGGCUAUGCAAUGUGGAUCUUCCUAGUGCUCGUCCUUGUUCUCCAUAUCGGCGCCUGUAUAUUGAUUAUAGUUUCUAGUUUCACGAAGGAAAAUUGGAUGGUGGCUCCCUACCUAGCCACCGCCCUUGUGCGUUUUGUGGUGUUAUUUUUAAUUCUGCUCUGGAUGGUUGCCAAGUGCCACGAUAGUAAAACUUGUUAUUGGUUGCUCGGCUUUAGUCUGUUUCCCGCCACAUAUUUUUAUCUUACUGCCGUGUCGUGGUACGCUGCAAACGACACCGACGACUCCUAAAAACACAAAUUUUUUCCAAUCUUUUCUAAGUUUGAAAUUUCCGAAAUGUCAAACCAUUUUAGCCUUCAUAUUUCAGUAACUUCACAUACUUCAAUAUCACAUCACUUCGAACGGAAAAA